CCGGGUGAUUCAGCGCGACCGCGCACUUAGUAAUCCUAGAUGGACGAAUAAACGUUUUUUUCUCAGUUAAAUCGGUGUCGAUUCCGCGUAUGAACUAUACGAGAAUGGCGAGAGAAGGCUUAAUUUGCAUCUGCGCCUCUCUGGUCCUCACGCAGCUCCUCGUCGUGAGCGCCGCCGAUCCAAAAACGGAAGACAUAGAUUGGACCACUGUUCACGACGAGUUAAGGAAAUUGGCUGCAACUCUGCGGAAGAAGUGUAUCGGUGAAACUGGCGCGACAAUCGAGAUGCUAGAAGGGGCAGAAAUAGGCGACUUUUCUAGCGAUUCAUUGCCGUGUUACUUCAAGUGCGUGAUGGAGAAAGGCGGCGUGAUGAAGAAAGACGGCAAAAUUAACUUCAAGGUGUUGUCCAAGUUGAUGCCGCAAGCAUACAGGCACAUUGGAAUGGAAAUGCUCGAUCAGUGUCGUAGUAUCGAGGGUAGCGACAAAUGUAACAAGGCCUUGAACUUCAACAAAUGCAUGUACACAGCAAAUCCUGUGGCGUACUUCGUUAUCUAAACGUAGAGUAGGUGUAAGUGCGAGUAAGAUCCCUAAGUAUUGCCUGUAAAAUUUGACAUAAAAUUGAAAAUAAAAUGCCUAAUAAGUGU
Messenger RNA from Vollenhovia emeryi, 643 nucleotides. RefSeq names its product general odorant-binding protein 56a-like (gene Obp11). The record is from RefSeq and is a predicted model, not a curated record. Gene Ontology annotation, molecular function: odorant binding. The coding region runs from base 90 to 554 and encodes 154 amino acids. NCBI's taxonomy places the organism in Eukaryota, Metazoa, Arthropoda, Insecta, Hymenoptera, Formicidae. The transcript is spliced from 6 exons.